AUGUCUGAGGUAUCAAACGACUCGGUGCAGGUGAUUGACGAGGCGAAGGAGUUUCAAAGAGACUCCGUGAAAGCAUACUUGUCCAAGGUGUCGCCAAAUGACAUGGGACUGGACUACCAUGUGAUCUCCGUGUUUGGCUCGCAGUCCACGGGGAAGUCGACGCUACUGAACGCGCUGUUCCACACGAAGUUCGAUGUUAUGAACGAAGCUCAGAGACAACAGACCACGAAGGGCAUCUGGCUGGGGUUCUCCCCCAAAGUUGAAUCACACUCGACAUCGCUCGGUAAGGAGCAUGUGUUUGUGAUGGAUGUUGAAGGCUCUGAUGGCCGAGAGCGUGGAGAAGACCAGGACUUUGAGAGGAAAGCAGCUCUGUUUGCCUUGGCCACCUCAGAGGUGUUGAUUGUGAACAUCUGGGAACACCAGGUUGGGCUCUACCAAGGUGCCAACAUGGGGCUGUUGAAGACGGUGUUCGAAGUCAACCUCUCGCUGUUUGGUGACAAGGACCAUAAGAUGCUGUUGCUGUUUGUCAUUAGAGACCAUGUCGGUUCCACUCCGUUGGAGAACUUAUCCAAUACUCUGACCCAGGACUUGCACAAGAUGUGGAAUGACAUUGCCAAACCUUCCACUGUGGCAUCCGAUACUCCACUUUCGAAGUACUUUGACUUGGAGUUUGUCGGACUGAGUCAUAAAGUGUUGCAAGAGCACCAAUUCCACGAGGAUGUUCGUUCACUGGGUGAUCGUUUCACACCUGGAGAUGAGAAUUACUUGUUUAAGAAGGACUAUCACCAAGCAUUCCCUAUCGAUGGGUGGUCAGUGUACGCUGAGAACUGCUGGAACCAAAUCCAAUCGAAUAAGGAUUUAGAUCUCCCAACACAACAAAUCCUUGUCGCUAGAUUCAGAUGUGAUGAAAUCAUCAAGGAGACCUUGGAAUUGUUUGACUCUGAGUUCGAACAUACGUUUGGUGGUGUAAAACUGGAUGGCUUGAAAGGUGCUUCACUCGCUGAUGAGUUCAAGAAGCUGCUGCAACUGUCAUUGAGUACGUAUGACUUACAAGCGGGUCAUUAUAACAAGGAAGUUUACACGUCGAAGAGAGAUGCGCUUACGAAAAGUAUCAACUCAAAGCUGCUCACUUUAUUCAAGGAGUUCAUCAAGGAGUUGUCGAAAUCAGCUUUCUCAGAGUUCACUCAAAGCCUAAACGACAAGUCUACAAAAGCCACAUUCUUGGAGAGAUCAACCGAUGCAAAGACCAUCGCAUUGACAUCUUUCUCCCAAGAGCUUGAGCCCGUCAAUGAAUUGGAUCCUGAAACAUUCACAUAUCAAAAUGAAUUGGAAGAAUUUAGUUCCAAGUUACAGGAGCAGAUACAACGUUCGAGGGAACAAGAGAUUAACACAUUGACAUCUCGUAUUGCUAAGAAAUUGGUUCCAUCAUUGAAGAAUGAAACGGUAGAUUCAUUUGCAGCCCCGGAUAUUGAGAUGUGGGACAGGGUCUUGGACAGUUUCAGAGAGCUGUUGAAACUAUCGCUUUCAAAGUAUCAAACCAGUGAUUCUACUUAUGACUUCAAACUGGGUUGCUCCCCAGAGGAAAACGACAGAAUAGUUCAGAAGAUCGGCAAGGAAUCAUGGUUGUCUUUUGACAACUUCAUACACGAUUAUCUUAGACCUGAUAACGUUGUGAACAUUCUCAAACGUCAAUUCGAUGAGGUGUUCACAUAUGACAACACUGGCAUCCCAAGGGUUUGGAAGAACGAAACAGAGAUCUCGUCUGCGUAUAGGGAGGCCUCCCAGCACGCACUAAAGUCGCUUCCUCUGCUGUCCAUUGCUAAACUGUCAAACGAUUCAGAGAUCAUUCCUGAUUAUGACAUCUACGACGAUGAGGAUGAAGAGGAUGUGCAUCCACACAGGUUCUCACACAUCUUGUCUGCUCCUGAACAGCUAAGAGUCAAGAAGGACUUCCUCAAACAGGCUGAGGUAUCAUACCGUGAUGCGUCGCGUUCCAUCAUCUCAAACAUCUCAAAGAUUCCACCAUUCAUGUACAUUCUGUUGAUCGUCUUGGGAUGGAACGAAUUCAUGGCUAUCUUGCGCAACCCUCUCUACUUGGUGCUUGCCAUUCUCAUUGGUACCGGGCUCUUCUUUGUGAACACUCUGAACUUGUGGGGGCCGUUGGACCUCGCAUUCCACGCUCUAGUGAAGCAAAUAAAGGCACACCUCGCUAGCAUUUUACUCGACGACAACUCAGCUACAGUUCCGCAGCCGUUGGAAUCCUACGAAAUGGAUGACUUAUCUGAGAAGAUUGAAUAA
This is a messenger RNA of Williopsis jadinii, 2298 nucleotides long. It is a transcript of the gene SEY1, whose product is annotated as dynamin-like GTPase SEY1. Gene Ontology annotation, biological process: endoplasmic reticulum membrane fusion. Gene Ontology annotation, cellular component: endoplasmic reticulum. The transcript is spliced from 2 exons. Gene Ontology annotation, molecular function: GTPase activity; GTP binding. The coding region runs from base 1 to 2298 and encodes 765 amino acids. The record is from RefSeq and is a predicted model, not a curated record. NCBI's taxonomy places the organism in Eukaryota, Fungi, Ascomycota, Saccharomycetes, Phaffomycetales, Wickerhamomycetaceae.